GAUGGGACUUGCGUCCCGACCUCUGGGCUAGGACAGCGAGUGCGGAAAUGCGCCGGGCGCCGAAGUGCACCCACCACUCGGUGGGGUCUGUCCCCUUCCAGCGCCGGCUUAUGCCAGCAUCCUCCUUCCCACCGCUCCUGUCACCCGUCCCUGGCUCCGCCCUCCCGACUCUGCAGCCAAUAGAAACACCCGGCCACUUCCCUCCGCCCCAAACCCUUUCCACACCCCCGCUUCCCGGGAGCUGGUUGGCUGCUGGAGCCUCUGCCAAGCCGCUGUAUUUGCAUGGAGGCGCUGGGUCCUGGUAGGCGGAGCAGCCUGUCACUCCCGCCGGCCGGGCCCGCCCACCCAACCUCGGUCUCUACUCUUCCUGCGCAGUUCUCCGCAGCCUCCCUCCGCGAGGAAGUGCCGGGCUGCUCUCAGCAGCGGUUCGCGGGGCGGCGGGGAGGGAGGCAGCCCCGGGCCGCGGCCGUACGCACCGUCCGAGCGGCCAGGACACGGGAGCGCGGCGCCCUCCUGCCCCGGAGCGGGCCGUCGCGCCGUGAGAGCGGUCCCCAGCCCGGCAGCUGCCCGCCACCCCGACUUUCGAUCCAGUUGCGGCUCCUCCCGGGCAACAUGUCAAAAGCCGCGGCCGCUACAGCUGCUGCCGCCACCUGGGGAAGCGCAGCGGGAGCAGUGGCGGCGGUGGCCCGGGGCGCACGGGGGCAAUAAAGCCCCCCCGCCCCCCACCGGGCGUCCGGAGGGCCGAGGACCCCUCUCCGCGCUCGCGGCUCCGGCGGGACCGGUGCCAUGUGCUGAGCCAUGCCCCUCGCCGCGCCCGCGGGCCGCGCAUGGGGCAGCGCCUGAGCAGCAGCCGGCCCUGCCUCCAUGCCCCCAGCUGGCUCCUGCCCCAGCCGCAGGCGCCCCCGCCGCCGGUGAGGAGGAGGCUCGCGCUGCUCUUCGCCAUGCUGUGCGUCUGGCUCUACAUGUUCCUGUACUCGUGCGCCGGCUCCUGCGCCGCCGCGCCGGGGCUGCUGCUGCUGGGCUCGGGCUCGGGGUCCCGCGCCGUCCACGACCCGCCCGCCCCGGCCCCGGGCUCCGACCACCGGGCUCUCCCGAAGCUGCUCUUCCAAACCGUCCCGACCACCCCGCUGGCGGCGGCCCCGGAGAGGGCCGAGGGCGCCACGAGCCCAGAGGAGCAGAGCCCCGAGGCGCCGGACUCCCCCAGCCCCAUCUCCAGCUUCCUGAGCGGGUCCGGGAGCAAGCAGCUGCCGCAGGCCAUCAUCAUCGGCGUGAAGAAGGGCGGCACGCGGGCGCUGCUGGAGUUCCUGCGAGUGCACCCCGACGUGCGCGCCGUGGGCGCCGAGCCCCACUUCUUCGACCGCAGCUACGACAAGGGCCUCGCCUGGUACCGGGACCUGAUGCCCAGAACCCUGGAUGGGCAGAUCACCAUGGAGAAGACGCCCAGCUACUUCGUCACGCGGGAGGCGCCCGCACGCAUCUCGGCCAUGUCCAAGGACACCAAGCUCAUCGUGGUGGUACGCGACCCGGUGACCAGGGCCAUCUCGGACUACACGCAGACGCUGUCCAAGCGGCCUGACAUCCCCACCUUCGAGAGCCUGACGUUCAGGAACCGGAGCGCGGGCCUCAUCGACACGUCGUGGAGCGCCAUCCAGAUCGGCAUCUACGCCAAGCACCUGGAGCUCUGGCUGCGCCACUUCCCGCGCCGCCAGAUGCUCUUCGUGAGCGGCGAGCGGCUCAUCAGCGACCCGGCCGGCGAGCUGGGCCGCGUGCAGGACUUCCUGGGCCUCAAGCGCAUCAUCACCGACAAGCACUUCUACUUCAACAAGACCAAGGGCUUCCCCUGCCUCAAGAAGGCCGAGGGCAGCAGCAAGCCCCACUGCCUGGGCAAGACCAAGGGCAGGACGCACCCUGACAUCGACCCCGACGUGGUGCGCAGGCUGCGCGACUUCUACCGGCCCUUCAACCGCAAAUUCUACCAGAUGACCGGGCACGACUUCGGCUGGGAUUGAAGGCCCCCGGCCCGUGUCGUUGACCACUUGGCUUAUAUAUUGAGAGAGAUUAUAUGUAUGUAAAAUGUACAGAAAUAUAUUUUAUAAUAAUUUAUUUUUAAUUCAUAAGCAAUUAAUUCACUAAGCUGCCUAGCCGCACUCUGUAGAGUUACCUUCAUAAUCUCUUAACAUUCCAAAGUGUUUAACUCUAUAAUGUUUUGUCCUUUUUUUUUUUUCCCCUCCUCACAAUGGAUGGUGCUUCCGUUUUCUCCCUCCUUCCCCGUUAUAUUUAAAAAGAAGAAAAGCACAACUUGAGUUUUUUGUUGUUACGGGUACGCAGUCUUCGAUCGCUGUCUGAAUUCACUUGCCGCCCCCCGAGUGGGUCUCACACCCCCGCUUCCUGCCUGAGUACCACACAGGAGCCGCCUCUGCACGGCUGCCCUCGGAAAGCGGGGCCCCGGGGAGCAGCUUCCUCUCUGCGGGAUGCCCUUCCCAAGGACGCAGAUGCCGGGCCCUGGUGCUAGAGUUUCUCCCUGCUCAGCAUGUGAGGUUACCGCCUCGGCAGGGACAUCCACAUCCUUAGAGCCUGUGCGCCAGGGUCCGUGAACUUCAGAUUCUGAGUGUGAAGGAUGACCCCGCCUCUUCUUGUGCCCUAGUCCCUGUGGCAUUAACCAGCUCGAAGUGUAUGCAAACGUUAGCCCCUCUUUCCCAGGUCACGUGUGUGAGAUGCUCGGGUGCUGCUUUAGAAAUAAAGACGGUCUCUUC
This is a messenger RNA of Pipistrellus kuhlii (Kuhl's pipistrelle), 2753 nucleotides long. It is a transcript of the gene HS3ST3B1, whose product is annotated as heparan sulfate-glucosamine 3-sulfotransferase 3B1. The record is from RefSeq and is a predicted model, not a curated record. NCBI's taxonomy places the organism in Eukaryota, Metazoa, Chordata, Mammalia, Chiroptera, Vespertilionidae. Gene Ontology annotation, molecular function: [heparan sulfate]-glucosamine 3-sulfotransferase activity. The coding region runs from base 828 to 2009 and encodes 393 amino acids. The transcript has 3 exons.